AUGAAUUGUGAUGCAACGCGCGGUGCAGUCCUUGAGCAUACCGUGGAAGAAAUCGCCGAGGCCAAGCAGUACCUUAUUGAUCUUGAUCAACGUCAGCAUCAAUACAGAGAGGCGAAACGUGUUCUCAGAAAUUAUAACGCGUCAGACGAUGUGUGGCUAUUGUGUAGUGGUCGAGUAUUUGUGAAGUCUAAUUUAGGGCAUAAGCGCACAGUUACCUACCUCUCUUGGAAAAUAUCUACUGGGGAAAAAGAAAUUAAGAAUGGGCGUGAGGAGUUGAAGGCAAAAGUAGCUUUUCUGGCGGAACUUGAAGGUCCAGAUCAAGCACUUUCCAAGCUGUUGAAAGGAUUUGAGUUGAGAUCGGCGAUAUAA
This is a messenger RNA of Trypanosoma cruzi, 369 nucleotides long. RefSeq lists its product as uncharacterized. The record is from RefSeq and is a predicted model, not a curated record. Lineage: Eukaryota; Euglenozoa; Kinetoplastea; Trypanosomatida; Trypanosomatidae. The transcript has a single exon. The coding region runs from base 1 to 369 and encodes 122 amino acids.